GCUUGCUGGCUUGCUCGAGGUUUUGGGGCUAUACGGCCCCUGCAUUUAUCAAUUGACGCUGCAGUACCCCAUUCGCUACCCUCUCCGCUAGGAUUACCCAGCUGUGCGACGGUCUGGACCCUUGGGACAGCCGCAGCAGAGGUGGGCAAAGAGCUCGGAGAGGCCAGUGCCGAAACUAAUCGGACGAAGGCGGGAUGCGGCGAAAACUGCUGCUGCUGGGCGCGGUAGCAGGCGUGCGAGGGCUCGUCCCGGCGCCGCGACCACGGACGCGCCGUAUAGCGAGGCACGUCUUCGACAACGACGAGGUCGCCGCGGCGCGCGACGACGUGGAGGCGGCCGCGGCGCGGUUGCGGGACGCCGAGCGGCGGCUGGCGGAGGCGAAGCGGUCCGCGCCGCGGCCGCGGCCCGCGAACGCCCGGACCCUUAUAGAUAGGAGCGACGCGGGCACGCUGCUCCUCACGGUGCCGCCGGCGGGCCUCGGCGGCUCGACGCUCAUGGGCGCGGCCUUCGGCGCCGCGUGGUUCUCCGCCAUCGUGCCCGCGACGGCCGGCAUGGUCGCGACGGGCGCGGUGCUCGGCGGCGUCUUCAUGGCGCCGUUCUGGCUCGCCGGCGGCGCGGUGCUCAAGACGACGCUCGUGGACCCGGCGAAGAAGACGACGCUGUCCGUCGGCCGCUACGCGUGGGAGCUCUCCCAGACGCUGCCCGGCGGCGUCGCCGUGAGCUCGGACCGCGGCGCCACGGACGAGCUCGCCGGCGCCGACGUCGCCGUGACCGUCGUGACGAACGGCGUGCCGCAGUACGCGUGCCGCCUCGUGGCCGGCGCGCGGGCGUGGGGCCUCGGCGACGGCCUCCCGCGGGGCGAGCUCGAGUGGGUCGCGUCCGAGAUCAACGACCAGCUCUCGUCCUUCGCGGGGGGCGAGGACCUCCUCGCGCCCCCGCCGGGGCGCGUAAGUUAGGGCCUAGGUGC
Pelagomonas calceolata is the source of this 967-nucleotide messenger RNA. The record is from the annotation of a GenBank genome assembly. Lineage: Eukaryota; Pelagophyceae; Pelagomonadales; Pelagomonadaceae.